Messenger RNA from Ostrinia furnacalis (Asian corn borer), 1553 nucleotides. RefSeq names its product beta-1,3-glucan recognition protein 2 (gene BGRP2). The record is from RefSeq and is a predicted model, not a curated record. NCBI's taxonomy places the organism in Eukaryota, Metazoa, Arthropoda, Insecta, Lepidoptera, Crambidae. The transcript is spliced from 9 exons. Bases 30 to 1484 code for a protein of 484 amino acids. Gene Ontology annotation, biological process: carbohydrate metabolic process. Gene Ontology annotation, molecular function: hydrolase activity, hydrolyzing O-glycosyl compounds; carbohydrate binding.
UUUAUCACCUCAACCGGUUCAGUGGCAAGAUGGCCGUCGCACUGGUCAAACGUGCGCUUACGCACACGUGCGUCAUAGCAAUAUUAUUACAAACCUGUUGUGCACAGAAGUUCAAUAUCCCUGAUGUCAAAAUCGAGGCUUUUUCCCCAAAAGGAUUCAGGGCAUCCAUACCUGAUUCCCCUGGCAUGUCCCUCUUCGUAUUCCAAGGGAAUGUAAACAGGGCCAUCGACAGCACCGCGGUAGGCGGACUUAAGGGCGAAAUCACCCAGGCAACCAACGGGCGAUGGGUGUACGACAAUCCUGACGCCCAGCUGAAAGUCGGCGACGUCGUUAACUAUUACGUUUUUGUGUCGGUCAACAGAGAAGGAUUCGUUAAGGACGGUCUCACCUAUACUAUCACGGAGUUCAGCAGCCGUUCAGGCAGCCCCACUGGCCCAAAUCCCACGCCCACGCCUGACUGCCGUCCGUCAGCGACGCGCAUCCGCGGAGGCAAAGCGUGCGCAGGGCAGACCAUCUUCGAAGACAACUUCGACUCCUUCAAGGACGAUCUCUGGCAGAUUGAACAGUACAUACCCAUCAACCAUCCUGAAUUCCCCUUCGUGUCAUACCAAAGGUUGUCUCCCAACGGACCCGUGUCAGUGUCCGGGGGCUUCCUGCACAUCGCGCCGAAACUGCAGCAGACUCUCCCAGGGUUCAACAAUGAGUCCAUCUACACGGGAAGCCUGGACUUAUUCAGUGGUUGCACCGCCAGCGCCGAGGCGUGCUACCGGCAAGCGAUGGGCGCCAACAUCCUACCGCCUGUAGCCAGUGGCCGUCUCACCAGCAGCGUGGCCUUCACCUACGGCACCGUCACCAUCCGCGCCAAGCUGCCUCAGGGCGACUGGAUGUAUCCAGAAUUACUUCUAGAGCCGUUUCUAAAGAAGUACGGCAGUUCGCAUUUCGCUUCAGGAGUGAUCAAGAUAGCUUCAGCCCGCGGUAACGCUGACUUACGAGCGGGACCUGACGAGUAUGGGAACAAGAUUUUAUACGGAGGACCAGUGAUGGACUUCCAGUGUCGUGGGCAACUGCUCACAAACAAAGUGCUGACCAAUGGAAAAAUGUGGGGCGACGAUUUCCACGAAUACUCCAUUACAUGGUUGCCCGACCAGAUAACGCUGUCAGUGGAUGGCGAGCAAUGGGCGCGCGUGGACGGCUCGCGUGCGCUGCGCGAUCGCUUCCCGCAAAGAUGCGCGUUACCUCGCACGCUGCUCGCUAAGGGAUCCAACUUGGCGCCAUUCGAUGACCACUUCUACCUAACUCUGGGCGUAGCCGUGGGCGGUAUCAGCGAAUUCCGCGACGACGCUUACUCCGGGGACAGGGCGAAGCCCUGGAGAGACGUCGCCCACAAAGCCAUGCUCAGCUUCUGGGAGCACCUGGACUCCUGGCAGCAGACCUGGAACCAGCCUGAGCUGGUGGUGGACUACGUCAAAGUGGUCGCGCUGUGAUUGUAAUUGUAAUUCUAGUCAGAGUGUUGGCACUCAAAAUGUAGAUUAAUAAUAUAAUUGUAAAAGUGA